This is a messenger RNA of Gasterosteus aculeatus aculeatus (three-spined stickleback), 3087 nucleotides long. RefSeq names its product low-density lipoprotein receptor-related protein 8. Gene Ontology annotation, biological process: receptor-mediated endocytosis. Gene Ontology annotation, molecular function: calcium ion binding; protein binding; hormone binding. Gene Ontology annotation, cellular component: signaling receptor complex; apical plasma membrane; plasma membrane. NCBI's taxonomy places the organism in Eukaryota, Metazoa, Chordata, Actinopteri, Perciformes, Gasterosteidae. The record is from RefSeq and is a predicted model, not a curated record.
UCCGCGCCUCGUGCGUUCGCUGCGAUUCCGCCGUGGAGGACAUCGAGCAUGGGACACCUUGCAGGUUUAUUAUUUGUACUCACGCCUUUAAGCUGGUGUCCAACUUGGGUUUCAGGUGCUGCGGUUCAUUCGGUGCCCGCCUGCCACCAGCAGCAGGAGUUCAGGUGCAGCGAUGGUUCGUGCAUCCCGAGACCGAGGUUGUGUGACGGGCACAUCGACUGUGAGGACGGAUCGGAUGAACAUCGCUGUGGUCACCUUUCGUGUAAGCAGGAUGAGUUUGCCUGCCGCAGCGGGCGGUGCAUAGCUCCACUCAUCCGCUGCAAUGGGGUGGACGACUGCGGCGACUGGAGUGACGAGGCCUCCUGCCCGAACUGCAGCGCCCCCGACUCCUUCUCCUGCGGGCCGUCCGACGUCUGCCUGCCCAGCAACAAGCUGUGCGAUGGGCGGACCGACUGCAGGGACGGACGGGACGAGGCUCGACCGGCGUGUGGUCCGUCUCCACCCCGCCCGCAGACGUCUCCGACGUGCACGCCGUCCGAGUUUCACUGUGGAGACGGGCGCUGCAUCCGCCAAACCUGGAGGUGUGACCACUCACCAGACUGCUCUGAUGGCAGCGACGAGGACGACUGUGAUCAGAACGAGUGCCAGGUUAAUAAUGGCGGCUGUUCUCAUCGGUGUGUGGACCAGCCGCUGGGUUUCCACUGCGACUGCCCCAGCAGCAUGAGGCUGGUCGGGGACAGCCAGUGUGAGGAGGUCGACCCGUGCCUGGCGAGCGACAUCUGCGACCAGCUGUGUGUCCACAACAACGGCAGCCUCCCCUGUGACUGCACUGAGGACUAUCAGAUGGAUCUGACAACCGCGGAGUGCAAGGCCAAAGGGGAAGCGGCUCAGCUUGUUUUCACCUCUUCUAAAGGAGUACAAUUGAUAAGCAUCACAGGCUCUGGGUACAGGGAACCAGCUCCACAUUUACUGGGACCCGGGCCAGUGGCGGCUUUGGCCUCUAACCGAACACUGUACUGGGCCAGACAAGGACAAAGUUCUCUAUACAGAGUCUCAGUGGAUGGUAAGACCGAGGAUUCGGUGUUCGUGCUGAAAUUUCAAGGUUCAGUUUCGGGCCUGGCCGUGGACUGGAUCCACCAGCUCCUCUACUGGACCAGUAUGGAGACUGGAUCUGUUAACGUUGCCCUGCUGGCUGGUUCUGCUCAGCGUCCGCUCAUCACAGGACUGGACAAACCCUGCGCGGUGGCUGUGCAUCCUCUCAAAGGGCUGCUCUUCUGGGCUCAGUGUGGCAGCUCCCCGAGGAUUGAGAGGUCAAGCUUGGACGGAAAUGACAGGAUGUCUGUCGUUGUUUUGUCAUUACGCCAGCCUGUCGCUCUCUCUCUGGACAUGCCUCGUCAGCUGCUGUACUGGGUCGACCGGGGAAUGAGAAGCAUCUCCAGAGUAAAUCUAGAAGGCCAUCAUCGCAAAACAGUGGUAGAGUCCAAUGGUUAUCUGGACCGGCCGUUCGGACUGGCUGUGUUUGAGGGUUUUGUAUAUUGGAGCGAGGAAGUGACUCGCUCCAUCUGCCGAGCCAGCAAACACAACGGCGGCAACCUCCAAGUGCUACUUUCAAACAUCACCUCACCGGGCGGGGUGCUCGUCAUUCAGCCCGUUCUCCAGCCAAAAGGACCUCCAUCUGAAUGCGGACUAACAGCCACGGUGUGUGCGCAUGGGUGUGCUGUGGACUCGCCUACCGAGUGUCUGAAGUUCAGCUGCACUCAUUCAGACGCGACGUUUGCUGGAAUCCUCUCUCUUAUCAUGUUUCUCAGUGUGCUGCUGGUGGGGAUGGCUGUGUGGUGGUGGAGAGAGGAGUUCAGGCCGUCCACAUCUCUCACGGAGCAGAGCUUCUCCCUCAAAGAGUCCCAGGACCCGCUCAUCACCCAAGGGCCACAUGCAGCUCAAGGAAACUCUGCUUAAGCUGGACUUGGAUGUUAAAUGAAGACUGUGUGGCACGGAUGGCCACCAGACUUCCCGACUUCACCCGGUGCCGCCUGUACCCCGCGCACUGACGUCAGGUCUGCCGGUAAAAACAAAAACAAAAGAAAUGACAUGCUGGUAAAUAACGUUGGUAAAUGAGUUCAGGUGGCUUUCAAACUAACUUCUGUUUCGAAGAAGCUUUAGUUUGAACGUUGGUGCCUUCAGUUGUUGUUUGAUAAAUGAGGAUUUUUGUUUAUUCUUUUGAGCAAUAAUUUCACAUUUUUGCGAGUAAGCGCAAUUACGCCUUGUUUUACGAAGCCUUCUUUGAGCUAUCUACCACAGCAGACUACUAUGACUAUGUUCUAACUAUAUUACUUUUUUUUUUACUCUGUCUUUGGCAUGUUGCAACUUCUGCUUUAAUCCCACGGGUUAUAACUCUGUUUGUCUUCCUUUUUAUUGGUUGCCUUGCCCUUUGCCUGCAGCGAAUCUGGGGCAGGGUAUGCACACAACCGGCAGGAAAAUGUAAUACAAAGUCAGAAGCCGGCAGUGAGUUUAGUGUUUCAGCAUUAAUGCUCCUGUGACCUCUAUUUUUUUGCAGUCCAAAAGGUUUACUUGAAGUGGCCUUUAAAAAGUUCAGGCAAUAGAACAAUACUGGUUCUCAAGGGGGACUGCACAUCUGGAAUUGUGUCAUUGUAGCGCUCUUGGAUAAAGCAUUAAUCAUUAAUCUAAUGCUAAAUAUGUCCGCUUUGUUGAACCCAGACCAAGCUGUUUUUUGUCUUAUUCGGCAAAUAAGCUGGCACUGCAAUGGGUAACCAUGUGUUUCGUUUUCGUUUGUUGAAUUUGUCCCUGAGGUUUGGUUUUUGCUCUGUAGCACGGAGCCUGUGUGUGAAUGUUUGCUUGAUCAAUCUGCCCGUUGACUCAGUGGUUGUUUUUUUUUUUUUUUUUCCGACUUAUUUAAAUCAAUCUGCCGGAGAUAAUUCUGUGCUCAAACCGCUGAAUUGUGUGGUAUUUAUUUAUAACAAAGGGUUUUAUUUAUUUUCGAUCAGCAUCACAUCGUGUAAUCUUUUAGUUGCACAAGGGGUAGAAAAUGUUAAAUACUGUAAAUUUUAAUAAAAUUAAGUAUUUUCAUUG